AUGAGUAGAAAUGAUGAUUCAAUUUGGUGGAGAGAUAUUACCAAAAAUAAUUUGAUUGAUGACUUUGUUGAUAGCGGUUUCUCCGGGUGUUUUUCGUGUUGUUGUAAAAACGGUAAAAAUAUUCUUUUUUGGCAUAGUUUGUGGUUGGGUGAUCAAUCUCUUCGCGAGCUUUAUCUGGAUUUGUUUGAUAUGUCAACCAUAAAAAAUUGUGCGGUUGCGGAUGUGUUGAUUUGGAAUAACGGUAAGCACUAUUGGGAGUUGGAGGCUUUAUUCCGUGGAGGGGAUGCCACUGUUUUUUCGGACGGGGCUGCCACUGAUUUUUCGAUUGGGGCUGCCACUUUUAUAGCGGUUGCGGCUGUUCGGGGGCUGUCCUGUUGGCCCCGUUUUUGUGCCGACGUAAACUCUUACAUUCCAAUUGAAUUGGAGAAGGAUAACUUUGUGUGGCGCAUUAAUCCGGGAAAGGAGUUUUCGGUAAGUAGCGUUUCAAAUAUUAUUAAUGAUUCCAAAUCUUUUGUUUGGCCAACCCACUUGUUUAUUUUGUUGAAAGUGAUGUGGGAGCUAAAAAUUCCUCCUAAAAUUAAAGUUUUUGCUUGGAGAUUCUUCAUUGAAAAAAUUCCUUCCAAAGAUGAGUUGUUGAAAAGAGGAGUUACUAGCAUCUUAAAUAAGGAUUGUGUGUUUUGUGGAAACCAUCCGGAAGUGAUUUCUCAUCUCUUUUUUAAUUGUCAUGUGGUGAAAGAGAUUUGGAAAAACAUGUAUGGUUGGUUGGGCAUUAAGGAGGUCUUAAACGGAGUAAAUUUUUUGGAUUUUGGCGUCAUACAAGAUAAAGUGAAAAAUGCUAAUCAUAGGUUGAAGAUAAACAUAGUUUGGAUUGCCAUUAUUUGGUGCAUUUGGCUCAUGAGGAAUUCCAUAAUCUUCAAGGGGGAAGCUUUCUGCUGUGAUGUGGUUUGUUCCAACAUCAUCUUCCUAUCGUGGAGAUGGUUGUCUUUUGGUUACUCUAAGUUUAGUGCCAUUUAUUAUGAAUGGUUUAAACUUCCUUUAUCUUGUUCAAAGGCUAUUUAG
Molecule: messenger RNA, 1059 nt
Organism: Vicia villosa (hairy vetch)
Lineage: Eukaryota; Viridiplantae; Streptophyta; Magnoliopsida; Fabales; Fabaceae
Exons: 1
Coding region: 1-1059 (352 amino acids)
Source: RefSeq, a predicted model, not a curated record